Messenger RNA from Polyodon spathula (Mississippi paddlefish), 1778 nucleotides. RefSeq names its product calcineurin subunit B type 1. The coding region runs from base 216 to 728 and encodes 170 amino acids. The transcript has 6 exons. Lineage: Eukaryota; Metazoa; Chordata; Actinopteri; Acipenseriformes; Polyodontidae. The record is from RefSeq and is a predicted model, not a curated record. Gene Ontology annotation, molecular function: calcium ion binding; calcium-dependent protein serine/threonine phosphatase regulator activity.
CCUGAGCCACUGCAGUGAAGCCGUCAUCUGUAGAAACAGAGAGAGAGAGAGAGCUAGUGUGUCUUCAAACACACAGUUGCCUGCAAGAGAGAGAGAGAGAGAGAGAGAGAGAGAACGGCACUGAGCUGUGUAAAUUUCCCUGUGAUUUUGAGCUCCAUUACUAUUACUGUAUUGCCGACCGAGACGAAAAGACAUUUCCACACGCAGCCGUCAAAAUGGGAAAUGAAGCAAGUUAUCCCUUGGAAAUGUGCACGCACUUUGAUGCUGAUGAGAUUAAAAGGCUUGGCAAGAGAUUUAAGAAACUCGACCUAGAUAACUCUGGGUCUUUGAGCGUAGAAGAGUUCAUGUCCCUGCCUGAAUUGCAACAGAACCCUCUGGUGCAACGAGUUAUUGAUAUAUUCGACACUGAUGGUAACGGUGAAGUUGACUUCAAAGAAUUUAUUGAAGGUGUCUCACAGUUUAGCGUCAAGGGUGACAAGGAACAGAAGCUGCGGUUUGCCUUCCGUAUCUACGACAUGGACAAAGACGGAUACAUCUCCAAUGGGGAACUCUUCCAAGUGCUAAAGAUGAUGGUGGGAAACAAUCUCAAGGACACUCAGCUUCAACAAAUAGUUGAUAAAACCAUUAUUAACGCAGACAAAGAUGGAGAUGGAAGAAUAUCCUUUGAAGAAUUUUGUGCAGUUGUAGGUGGCUUAGACAUACACAAAAAGAUGGUGGUGGAUGUGUGACCUAUCUGAGCUCCACACAACACUUCUACUUUCUUCUCCAUCUCUGAAGAUCUGCUCAAGAUGUCCAGCAAUGCUCUCUGUGUAUUUUAAAUGGAAGUAUUUUCUCUGUGAAGCCACUUUUUCCAACACGAGCCUCGUGAAGCCAGCUAAGUGUUAUUGAACUUUUAAUUCUGUCAAUAACUUGGUGUAGCACUUUAAAGUCUGAAGGACAGCUUACUGUGGAAAGAGCAUCUCAGUGUGGUGGAGAAAGGGAAGGGGGCUGGCUUGUAUUUUUUUAUUUUAUUUAUUUUGGUCUCGUCUUUUUUAACAAGGAAGUAUAUCUUAGCUUUCUAAAUGUGGGGUGGGGAGGGGGUAGUUAGAUUAAUUAUAACUUAAUUUAAGCAACACAAAGGUAGAGUAUGACGUGCCAAGCAGAACAUAAACAAACUAGAUGAAUAUAUAAAUAUUAGGGCUGUCAAUUAAUCACAGUUAACUUUUUUGGGAGAGUAAUUUUUUAACACACAUUAAUCACACUCUUGUCUUGUCCCUCUUAGCAUACCGUAAUUCAUUUUCUGCUGCACCAUUUUAGUGCAUGCAAGGAUUGAAUGAGUGCAAGUCGUCGUUUGAAUAUAAAAUUAGUCGCAGAACCGCAUUAUGUAGCAAAGCACUCAAACUGAAGGACUUGUGAAUGGGACUUUUUUUUUUUUUUUAAACCUUUCUAACGGUUCAUUGGAUAAUAAGAGGGUUACUUGUAUCUACUGUCAAAGUGAGUUCCAGUAUCACAGAAGGCAUCUAGUCUGCUGUACUGAGUGCUAAACAUGCUUUUACUUCUCAAAGUACACAUGCUAGUAGUUUUUUGUGCUGCAGAUAUCAGCAGUACAACAACAAAUGAAACUUGUCAGUUUUGACAGAAUACUCCUUAGACAUUCAGGAUCGCUGCAAACCCAUGAAUCAAGCUAAGUAUGAUACUAUAAGUAUAACCAAUGCUGUUGGAUAGCUUCCUUUUGUUUUAUUUCAAUAUCCACAUUUAUUUUUAAACUAUUAUUUACAGUUAUGGAGGAUAUAACAGUU